AUGUACAACAUGCAGGACACUUUCGUUCCGACUGUGAACAUGUCUCUGCCGAAUGCGCUCGGGGUCAUUGCAGGAUCGAACCCUGUUCUUACGUUGUGCGUCGAAGAUCGUUUCACGAUUUUCAGGUACGAUUCAAACAAGUACAUACUCGUCGUCAUCGUGUCCACAAACUUUCUGAUAGAUGCUGAACUCAUCAUCGACGCGUCGACGUCGAAUAUGAUGUGCUCGUUCGACUUCGACCGAGCGCCUGCCAUGCAACACCAGUCUAUGUUUGUGGGAGAUUGCGCAGUAUGGUCCCGAACAGCACACAACUACUACGCGAAGACUCCUGUGUGGAUGCGGAACAACCGUACUUUUUUUAUUCAGUUUUAA
Molecule: messenger RNA, 372 nt
Organism: Trichomonas vaginalis G3
Lineage: Eukaryota; Parabasalia; Trichomonadida; Trichomonadidae
Exons: 1
Coding region: 1-372 (123 amino acids)
Source: RefSeq, a predicted model, not a curated record